AUGCAGUUUCUAUGCCUACACGGCGCAAUAGGUAACGUUGAUAACAUCAGUAUUCAAUUAGAACCUCUACGGAAGGAACUGGAAAGUGACCAAGCCGCCACUUUUCACUUCAUCAAUGCCCCAGUGACCGUAGACCCUCCUGAGGGGUUCACCGAAUACUUUGGCCCUGGACCUCAUUAUCGGUGGAUGGACGACGAAGGGGCUGGAGAAGAGUCCAUGAUCAAUCGUAUACGGCGGUUACCAAGCGGACAAAAUCCUGAAGAUGUCAUGCGAAGCCUAGCCACUUCCGACAAGGCUUGGAGAAACCGGGAGACGGUCAUGCAGUAUCUUUACGAUACUUUAGAGGAGCAUCCCGAGGUUGAAGGAAUAGUAGGGUACAGCGAGGGAUCCGCAAUGGCGGCUACACUGAUUUUGGACGAGGUGCAUAGGUUGCACAAAGAGGGCCGGCCCAGAAGGAUCAAGUGUGCAAUAUUUUUCACAGGCUGGCCCCCAGUCUCGCCAGACAAUGAAUUAGUUCUUUCGGACGAGAGUGAGAUCAUACUCGAUGUCCCCACAUUGCACAUCGUUGGCGCGAAUGAUCCUUAUCGCUACGGAGCCUUGGCGCUAUACAAUGUCUGUGACGCGGAUACCGCCAACAUGUUUGAUACGGGGAAGGGCCAUACAAUCCCUCGUACAGGAAAAGUGAUAUCCGAGCUUGGUGAUGCCGUCAGAGAGCUUAUCUCAAGUGCUGAAGAAUAA
Molecule: messenger RNA, 738 nt
Organism: Talaromyces marneffei
Lineage: Eukaryota; Fungi; Ascomycota; Eurotiomycetes; Eurotiales; Trichocomaceae
Exons: 5
Coding region: 1-738 (245 amino acids)
Cellular component (GO): cytoplasm; nucleus
Source: RefSeq, a predicted model, not a curated record